Molecule: messenger RNA, 780 nt
Organism: Mangifera indica (mango)
Lineage: Eukaryota; Viridiplantae; Streptophyta; Magnoliopsida; Sapindales; Anacardiaceae
Product: small polypeptide DEVIL 13-like
Exons: 1
Coding region: 143-436 (97 amino acids)
Biological process (GO): negative regulation of cell population proliferation
Source: RefSeq, a predicted model, not a curated record
ACCCUAUUUCUAUUACACCUUCUCUCUUCACUCACUGUAUAUAUAAUUACAAUAUCAAGCCCCACUGAAGCCAGGCUGAUUCCUCUCCAUCACAUCUCUUUCUUCUCUUUUCUCUCUAUAGGAGUUGAUCAUUGUUAUUUACAUGGAGGAGAAGUGGAAACUUUCGAAGAAAGAUUGUUCAACUAGUCAUGCAUCCACUUCCAAGUCUUCUUCAUUCACAAGAAGUUUUUCAACAAGGAGUACUUCUUCUAAGUCUCCACUCUUGCAGAAGAGUUCUUCAUCUAAACAUGCUCUUCCUCGCAGUUUUUCACACAAGGGUUCUUCAUCUUUUUCGCAAAAGUGUACAAGUUUGGCCAAGGAAAAGAAGGCAAGGUUUUAUAUCAUGAGGCGCUGUGUUGCCAUGCUCGUUUGCUGGCAUAAACAUGGUGAUUCUUGAGAGACCAAGAGAGAUCAACUCUGCAGCCCGCCUCUUUUUUUGUUUUCUAGAUUCAGAUGUAAUUACAAUUGAGAAGAGCUACCAACUUUUACACAAUGUAAUAUUAAAUCAAUCCAACUCUGAAAGUACAAACAGUGAUUCACUGAUCUUGAUUCUGCUACUUUUUCUUCACUAUUUUAGAUCUCAACAAUAUCAGCAGAAGCUAGCUUUUGAGCUGUUUGUUCCAUUUCAGAAAGAGAGAUUCCUUUCAGCUGUUAAACGGGAAAUAUGUAUAAUAAUUAAGAAUAAGACAUUAUUCUUGAUUGGAUUGUACCUGCAUUGGGAAUGAAAGUCACCUUUUCUCA